This is a messenger RNA of Harpia harpyja (harpy eagle), 4932 nucleotides long. Its product is annotated as adhesion G protein-coupled receptor F4-like. Gene Ontology annotation, molecular function: G protein-coupled receptor activity. The transcript has 9 exons. Gene Ontology annotation, cellular component: membrane. Gene Ontology annotation, biological process: G protein-coupled receptor signaling pathway; cell surface receptor signaling pathway. The record is from RefSeq and is a predicted model, not a curated record. Bases 998 to 3034 code for a protein of 678 amino acids. NCBI's taxonomy places the organism in Eukaryota, Metazoa, Chordata, Aves, Accipitriformes, Accipitridae.
UGCUUGGCUUAAUUCCUACUUGUUACCAGUGUGAGAUGCAAGGCUGGCUAUAUCAAAACAGAACAGUAAAUAAUACCUAUCUUUAGGCUAAAAUUGGAGACCUACCUUGUGGCUGAGGACUGACUGAAGUUGUGGUAGCAGACAAAAUGACAUUAUCACAGGAAACCCUAUAAGCUCAUGACAAACACAUUGCAGGACUGUGGAAAAAAUUAGUGACCAAAGCUCUUCCAAAGCAGCCUUGUGAGUAAAAGGUGUGUUAGGAAUUGCUCUUCUGUUAUGAUAAACUACUUGCUGUAAAUUGCUGGCUGUUGCAGGUGAGCCAAUACUAAGAGAGGCAACAGUGAACAUGGCAGAAAGUUCAGCAGACAGCUCUCACCCCUUACAAUGGGUGCAGCCUGUAAAGAAAAGAUUAUUACUUGCUCAUUGAGCUUUUCAGCUGUGCAAGAUACUAUCAGUAGUGUCGCCUUUGAUUUAUGAAGGGUAAUACAUUAACUUGACCAGAUUUUGAUCAUGGGUUUGUUUGGUUUGGUUUUUUUUUUUUUUUUGGUCUUUAAAGUCUCGAUCUAUUAAGUACAGAAGAGCAGAAGAUGCCUUCUCCAUGAGGAGGAAAGAUACAAACUACGCGGGUGUGAUUCAUCUGUGUGGACUCCUGGCAAAGGUGGCAAUCUGGCAGUUCUGUGGGUGUGUUUUGUAACUUGUUUUGUCAUUUUGCAGUGCAAUACCUUUAUUGUCAUCUGCGGGUUCCUCAAUGUUAAUCCAGUUGGGCAAGAAAAGAAGCAGGCUGAUGCCCAAGGUUAUUUCUUCAUGGGAAAACUGAAUGAAUCGGAGCACUCAAGCAACGCUGGGUAAGACCGUAAGAGUGGGACUGGGGCACAAUGGCAGCAGAUGAAUGGUUAGACACUCGCCUGUGGUAUCCUGAGGAUCUCUGGCUGCAUUAAUUUUGCUUACAGUAGAACCCAGACUUCUAAAAACAGAGGAAAGCAGUAAAUGGGAGGCGAUGGAUGUGAGGGUAGCCCACUGUCUCCUCCUUUGGGCUGUGCAAUUCCUGGCCGCACCGCGCGCUGCUCUCGGGGUUGUCGCUAAGGAAUCAAAGACUGGUAAUCGGCAAGAUGGCUGUAUAAAUCUCAUUCCCUGCAAAGAUAACGGAGCUAUUUGUAUUCAGCCUUGUUCUCCCUCCUUCCACGGGGAGACAAGCUUUGUCUGUGAAGACAGAAAGUGGCAAAUGUUCACAGAUGCCUGUGCAAGCCUGGAUGUUCAGUCCCUUUUUCAGAAGAUUUCUGAACGUGAUCUCCUUCCAAGCUCUGGAGGACAUGUUAGUGUUGCUGGAGGACACCUUCCUUUUGUAGGGGAAGGAAAGCCAGUGCAUGGGAGGCCUGGAGAUGGAGCAAAAUAUUUUGGUGCUGAUGACCAUGGGAAUAGUAACUGCCAAGCUGAUUUUUCAUGCAUCAUCCCAGAUAUCCUGUCUUCACCAGCCGUUCCAGGAAACAUUGCUGAUAUAGUGGAAUUGCUAAAGAAGAUUUCCCUGCUGUUAUCAGAGAAUGUCAAUAGAAAAAAAAUGCAGAGUUACAGCAGGAUAGCAAACCAUAUUCUGAACAGCUCCAUCAUUUCCAACUGGGCUUUUGUAAAGGACAGAAACGCCAGUUCAAUAUUACUGGACUCAGUGAAUUUAUUUGCAGGGAAACUUCUUCUAAGGAAUGGGUCGGAAAGUGUACAGGAGCACUUCAUCUCUAUAAAAGGCUACAGCGUACAUAAAAAUACUUCAGGAAAGAGCUUUGAUUUUUCUAUGGAGUUCAAUAACACAGGAGAUAUCACUGGGCGUGUGGUCAUUCCAGAAGAAGAGCUUUUGAAGUUACCCAAGACUUCCAAAGCCAUCAGCAUUGCACUUCCAACACUUGGAGCCAUUCUAGAAACCAACCGGUUGGACCCUGGUUUUGUGAAUGGAAUGGUGUUAUCGGUGUCUCUGCCAGAAGAGCUUCAGCAUAUUUUGCUCAUCUUCGAAAAGGUGAAUAAAGUGGAGAAUGUCAAGUCUCAGUGUGUUGGGUGGCACUCUACUGAAAGGAGAUGGGAUAACAGGGCAUGCAAAAUGAAGUCUGACAACAUCAGCAGCGUUGUUUGCAUCUGCAAGCAUCACCGUCGGACAUGCAAAUCCUUCUCCAUUUUGAUGUCCCCCACCAUGCUACGAAAUGCAGUGCUGGAUUAUAUUACACGUGUAGGGUUAGGCCUUUCCAUUUUCAGCUUGGUUCUCUGCCUUGUCAUCGAGACUGUUGUCUGGCAUCACGUUACAAAAACUGAAAUAACCUACAUGCGCCAUUUUUGUUUGGUCAACAUUGCUACAUCGCUUCUCAUUGCAGAUGUUUUGUUCAUCUUCGCGGCUAUUGUGCACAAUACAGCCCUAAACUACCAGUUGUGUGUAGCAGCCACUUUUUUCCUUCACUUUUUCUAUCUUGCCAUGUUUUUUUGGAUGUUUACCCUGGGCCUCUUGAUUCUCUAUGGAUUAUUAUUAAUUUUUUUUAAGAUAACGAGAUCUGUAUUCAUAGCUACAGCAUUCUCUAUUGGAUAUGGAUGUCCCUUGGUCAUAUCUAUCCUCACUGUUGCUAUUACUGAACCAAAAAAUGGGUAUUUAAGGAGUGGAGCCUGCUGGCUCAAUUGGCAUGAAACGAAAGCCCUUUUGGCCUUUGUUGUACCUGCUCUGGGCAUCAUCGUUGUGAAUGUGGUGGUGGUGGUGGUGGUCGUGGUGAAGACUGGGAGAUCCUCUGUUGGAGAAGGCUGCAAGUCACAAGAUUUGAGCAACAUGAUCCGAAUUAGCAAAAACGUUGUCCUUCUGACACCUCUUCUGGGUCUCACCUGGGGAUUUGGAUUAGCAACAAUUGUCGACAGCCGCUCUCUGGCAUUCCAUGUUACGUUUGCGCUGCUGAACGCCUUCCAGGGGUUCUUCAUCCUGUUGUUUGGAACACUGCUGGACAGAAAGACAAGAGAAGCCUUAAGGAUGAACUGCAUUUCAUCAAAGUGGAAGUGUAGUCCAGCAAAGUCCUAGCAGUGGACAGUUGUCUUCAGUGGAUCUGACCAGUGAGAGGAAAAGGAGCACUUCUUACACAGAAAUCCUGGUUUGAGAUGAACCAAAGUGGCUGACCAGCUCGGAGCGUGGACAGCGCUGUCUUGGAGCAUGACCGUGGGAAGCAUCGUGAAAACCAGAAGAGAAAAGGCCCUGAACCUGCUGUCAGGAGCAGGAAACCAUCAGUGUUGGUGCAACCCUUGGAGGAAACGCGCUGAUAUAUGAAGGUUGUUUCUUAUGUUUGUGAAAACUGCUGUGAGGAGAGUUUGUCCUCGUUUGCCAUUUCAGUGCUUCAGUUUCUUUUUUUUUUUUUAUGUCAGUGCAAUAAGGAGCUGUACAGCAUGUGGAGCUGUUCUAAAAUUAUUUAAUUUUUAAUGUGAUAUACAAAUGUUGAGUGUUAUCUAGCUGGUUUUGGCUGUCUCUGAUCAAAAGUGAUUCUAUUAGGUGGCACUGUAUUCAUCAUUUCCAUUUGUCAUCCCUGACUGAUGGACAACGUAACUAUUUCUGCAUUACAGCUGUUCUCUCCAUCUCAGUACUUGUGUGUCAGAGAAAUUGUACAAAGCCCUUUUUUGGUCUGUCAGGACAGAAUUUUCAUUCUUUUUCCAAUCCUGCAAGAUGAUGAUAGAGAUAAACAAGAAAGAGCACUCUGCAAAUAAUUAGUUUCCCUCUUUAGAUGUGGGAAAGCAAGCUUUGAAUGUGCUUCAGAGUUGAAUCAAGUGGAUGGAGAUCUCCUGUGUCCUGUGCAAUGUGCUAACAAAGGAAACGGUUUGUCCAUGUGUGAUGGUGUAUCUGGUUUCAUUAGAAAAUCAGUCCUUGGUCUGAGAAACCCUUUCUAAUGAAAGCUUUGAUAGAAACAUUAUUGUCUCUUGUCAGGACAAAUUGAUGCUUUCAAAUGGCAAUAAAGUUGAAAUUUUGUCAUCGUUUCUAGUAAGUGGUCCUUAUCCUCCUCUACCAAAAAAAGCAGAUAAAUGCCCUUUAAUAUUAGCCGGUAUUACUCAAGUCAGGAAUCACUCAUCCCCCUGUGGCUUUACGUACAUUUGAAAUACAGAAGAUUUAAUUGAAAUAGUGCUGUUUAAUGUCAUCAACACCCCUUUACUGAAGGAGAAAAAUGCCCUGGCAAAUGAACUGAGGGAUGUGGGGCAUCUGACAGGUACUAUGGAAAAACUCACAGCCAGAUGUCUCGUGGGGGGAGAAGCUGGGGCUCUGGAGGGGGUGAUCUGGAGGGCAGAGCUCUGCCCUGGGCCAUGAGACAGUCCUUGUCCCCAGGACUCUGUUGCAUCCUUGCAUUUUCCUCUCCUAUCUUCUUUCCUCAUAGACUGUAGUCUUGUUACAGGAGACUAUCCCUGCUCCUUUCAUACAGCACAUUUGCAUGUUGGAGAGCUUUGAUCAGGUAAAGAUAAAAUUGGGCUUAUGCUGCUGUAACAUAAAUUUAAAAAGACCAUUUGCCCAAAGUCUGCUUCUUGGUGUCAAGCAGCAUCUUCUGUGCUUUAGCUUCUUUCUCUCCUUGAAGCGCUUAGAGGUUUUUUUCUUUCCUUCCCUUCUGUUUCCUCCCCUUAAGCCCAGGAUUUUUCAGCUUCUGCUGCCCAGCCAGCAAGAAGGCUGGAGGGGCACAACAAGUUGGGAGGGGACACAGCGAGGACAGCUGACCCAAACUGGCCAAUGGGGUAUUCCAUACCAUGUGACGUCAUGCCCAGUAUGUAAACUGGGGGGAGUGGGGCUGGGGGAAUCACUGCUCGGGAACUAACUGGGCAUCGGUUGGCGAGUGGUGAGCAAUUGCAUUGUGCACCACUUGUAUAUUCCAAUCCUUUUAUUAUUAUUAUUGUUAUUAUGAUCAUUAUUAGUUUCUUUCUUUCUCUUCUAUUAAACUGUUCUUAUCUCAA